Messenger RNA from Symbiodinium sp. CCMP2592, 1236 nucleotides. The record is from the annotation of a GenBank genome assembly. NCBI's taxonomy places the organism in Eukaryota, Dinophyceae, Suessiales, Symbiodiniaceae.
AUGGCUGUCCUGGCUUCGCUCUGCUGGAUGCUUCUGAGCUGCUGGAUCCAGCAUGGGCGCUCUUCUGAAGGACCACCCCUGUUCUGCGCGUAUCAGGCAUCUGACAGGGAAGGGGCAUCAAAGCUCGUUUGCUUCGAAAGCUCCACCGGAUCCCCCUUGGGUGAUCCGCUGGAGUCCUUGGCUGCACCAGACUCGGACGGGAAUUCCUUGGCCCUGCUUCGAAUCCAGCCCCCAUGGCCACGGCCCAUACGCUUCACACUUGCUGCAGACGGGGGCCAGGUGGCCUUCGUCAUCAGUCAAGAGGGACGGCGUCCCUUCGUGCUCGCUGCAUACGAAGUUCACCGAGCCGACUUCCAGCAGGUGGCACGCGUGGAUCUGGAUGGCGGGCUGGUCCCGACAGCUCUUUACGGCUUCACGGAUGGUCGGGUUUUCAUUGGAUAUGAGAAUAGAGUCUGCUUUGUAAGCCUGCAGGAAGGGACGCAAAGAGUGCUGCAUGAUUUGUCAGACCGUCGAAGCCGGAAGCCAAUCGAUGCCUUUGCAUGGAACGGUGUAAACCUUCUGGUUGCAGUGGAUGACAUCCUCGAGCCGCACUGGAUGGUGCUGUUUGACUUGUCUGUCGGUGGGGAGCCACAACUUCUCAAUACAGUGAGCCUGCAUGACGGCAUCAACGAGCAUUACGUGGAUGCACUCUUUCUAGACCCUCGCUCAUUGAUGCUGCUGAGCAGGUUCAGUCACAUGGGCGGCUUUGGCUCGGCAUUGUCCUUCGUAUCCCUGGAUUCCAGCGGCCGAAACUUCACGCAGCUUGAGGUGGUUGACUACCAAGAUCGCGACACCGGAGAAAACGAGACGUUGGUCGGGGACUUCUCCCACAUGAUAAACCUGGACAAGAGCUCCGAGAAUGAACUUGUCAUCGCCGCAGGGGAACGCGGGCUUCUAAUCGUACCCCGAGAAACACAGCAGGAAUGCUUUCGCUUGACGGACAGGCAUCAGGUGAGACGCUUGUUGAAAAGGGAUGUCAAGGUUGUCAGAACAGCUUUUCCUGCUGUACAGGUGCGCUGCCAUCAAAAUAUGACUGUGGCCUUACAGAUUCAGGUUUUGCAGAUGUUGGCUGACAUGCCUGAUGUCAAACAGUUCCACAUAUCAGUCUACAACCGUGAAUGGGAAGAAGUGCACAGAUUCGCCUGGCCUGUCACGGUCGCAGACUUGUUUCAGGAUGAAGCCGAGUCUCGAUUCUAG